Amyelois transitella is the source of this 820-nucleotide messenger RNA. RefSeq names its product dynein axonemal light chain 1. Lineage: Eukaryota; Metazoa; Arthropoda; Insecta; Lepidoptera; Pyralidae. The coding region runs from base 179 to 820 and encodes 213 amino acids. Gene Ontology annotation, molecular function: protein kinase binding. Gene Ontology annotation, cellular component: cytoplasm. The transcript is spliced from 5 exons. The record is from RefSeq and is a predicted model, not a curated record.
AAAGCUGUUGCUAUGAAUCAAACAAAACUUAUAUAAUUCCCUAGUUUCCUGCAUCUCUCUCAACUUUGUUCCCAGUUGUACACACAGCGUCUCUUUUACAAUUAUCUUUUUACUUCGUUCGGUAUUCUUAGUUUAUCAAUAGGCUCGGAUAUUUUCUUCGGCGUAUCCCCAAACAAAAAUGGCUGGCCCCAAAGCUACAACAAUCAAAGAAGCCAUAAAGAAAUGGGAAGAUAAAUCUGGCCAGCAGGCGGCUACGGCUACAGAAGUGAGUCUGAUAUUCCAAUGGCCACCAAUUGAAAAAAUGGAUAAUUCUCUUGCGGCGCUCGUUAAUUGCGAGAAACUGAGCUUAUCCACAAACAUGAUAGAGAAAGUGACCGGCCUGAACAGUCUGAAGCGACUCCGAAUACUGUCAUUAGGAAGGAAUUAUAUUAAAUCUUUUGCUGGAAUGGAAUCUUUAGGUGACACUCUUGAAGAAUUAUGGAUUUCAUACAACCUGAUAGAGAAGCUGAAGGGAAUCAAUGUGCUGAGGAGUCUGAAGGUCCUGUACAUGAGCAACAACCUUGUGAAGGAGUGGAGCGAGUUCAAUAAAUUGCAAGAGCUGGCGUACCUAGACGACUUACUGUUCGUGGGUAACCCUCUAUAUGACGGGUGCGAACUGGACACGUGGCGGUUCGAAGCCGCCCGCCGCCUUCCUAAUCUGAAGAAGUUGGACGGGGAGACGGUCAUCAGGGAGGACGACCCGCCUAUAACUGUCGCGGACAUGCAGAUGGACGAAGGGGAUGCUGUGGAGACUUUAGUUAGCGCUGAAACCAACGACUAA